AUGCCGAUCGGCAAGUCAGAACUGGUGCUCCGGCUCCGGACGCACACCUAUCACAUGGGCUGUUUUCGUUGUACCCUGUGCCAACGGCCUUUGCACCCCGGCGAAGAGGUCGCCUACCAUCACGAUCUGCCAUACUGUCUGCCCGACAGUCGGCACUGUCAUGUUUUCGGCCUCCUGCCGCUGCGUCCUCUUCCACCACCACCUCCACCUUCCGCUCCUCCAGGAUCCUCCCAGUCAGUCACUAGUCCCUUACCCCCUCUACCUACGACGGCACAGCCCCCGCCACCACCGCCGCCACUACCACUACCACUACCACCCCCACCACAGUCCACUUCGGGCCAGAUGGUACAUGAUCCCGGUCCCUUUUUUAGUUCGACAGGUCAAUUUCAUGUCAACUCUGCAAUUCGGGCGCCUCCUUUCGACCCCAACCUCCUGCCCAGUGCCAGUAACCAGCGCAGUUUACACAACUUCCUCGAGCUGGAGCUCGCCUCUUUUCCACCGCAAUGUACAAACAGUGGUACAGUUGCCAGCACAAUUGUCCGCAGGCCUGGCCAGUCGAAGCCCCUCAAGUCUGGAGGGGAUAUCACGACGGCAAAGACGACAGAGUCGCCUGGCCCAGCUGCUUCUGGUGUUCGGAUGAUGAUGAUGAUGAUGAUGGAGGAUUCACCAUCUACAGGUCUUGACCGAGAGUUUUCUCGUGAUAAACCAAACCCAGGUGGCCCGAUGAGCCGUCUGCAAAGAUAUCUGACCCCACCCGCCAUAAUAACCAGCAGCGAAGGUGGACUC
This is a messenger RNA of Protopolystoma xenopodis, 786 nucleotides long. The record is from the annotation of a GenBank genome assembly. NCBI's taxonomy places the organism in Eukaryota, Metazoa, Platyhelminthes, Monogenea, Polystomatidea, Polystomatidae.